This is a messenger RNA of Xenia sp. Carnegie-2017, 2143 nucleotides long. RefSeq lists its product as uncharacterized. The record is from RefSeq and is a predicted model, not a curated record. Gene Ontology annotation, biological process: lipid homeostasis; triglyceride catabolic process. Gene Ontology annotation, cellular component: membrane; lipid droplet; cytoplasm. NCBI's taxonomy places the organism in Eukaryota, Metazoa, Cnidaria, Anthozoa, Malacalcyonacea, Xeniidae. Gene Ontology annotation, molecular function: triacylglycerol lipase activity. The transcript has 7 exons. The coding region runs from base 62 to 1621 and encodes 519 amino acids.
UGCAGGCCUACAGUAAACACAAAUCGCCAUAACGUCGUUCACGUUUGCUCGUUCUUGCACGAUGAAUGGGGGAGAAUCUAAGAGUCUUAACUUAACAUUUUCGGGCUGUGGAUUUCUUGGGAUUUAUCAUGUCGGAGUUGUGUGGGCCUUUAAAGACAGAGCUCCAGAAUUUCUGGCGAAAGUCAACAAUGUCGGGGGAGCGAGUGCUGGCGCUUUGGCCGCCGGCUCGCUUCUUUGUGGCAUAAGUUUGUCUGAUUCGCUUCGGUUUACCUUACGUUUGGCAGAAUUUGCUCGAAGGUUUGCCACAGGACCAUUCCAUCCCAACUUUCAACUAACAAAAACGCUCAGGAGAGCCUAUAAAAGAAUUAUUCCUGCCGACGCUUACAAAAUCUGUUCAGGAAGACUUCACGUCUCGUUGACUCGUUGUAGUGAUCUACAAAACGUAAUUAUUUCAGAAUUUCAUUCAAACGACGAUCUCGUUGAUGCUAUAGCAGCAUCUGCCCAUAUCCCAUUUUACUCAGGAAUCAUACCACCAAUCGUCCGAGGAGAGUAUCACAUGGACGGUGGCAUAACGGACAAUUUACCUCAACAUUUUCACGGUGAAACAAUAACAGUGACUCCUUGGAGCGGCGAAAGUGACAUCUGUCCUCUUGAUGACUCGAACAGUUUUAAUCAUUUCAUGUUCACGAACACCAGCAUCCGUUUUAGCCAACAGAAUUUUUCUCGAAUGUUUCGAGCCUUCUUUCCUCCUGACGUCCAUGAUCUUGGUAAAAUGUGCAAGCAAGGUUAUAACGACGCCAUCAGAUAUUUGAAAUUACAUCAUCCCGAAUUCCUAAGAAAGAGGAAGUGUUCCGUGCAGAAGAUGACUAAUUUCUGCGAUUGCAAUUCAACGGAAGUAGAUGGAGAAAAUUCGCUUGACGUCAUCGCCAAUGAAAAACUUCCCGUCAUAACAAAAGUGGCAAAAAAAGAAUAUGUAUCACAGGAUGUUGUGGAACGAUGCGGAGACUGCAAACUAGACCAUUUUCUUGAACAGGCCAAGGUUGAAAUCCUUCUUGCCGAGAAAGAGUUGUCGUGUUUUAUUACCAGACUAUUUUACAAUGCUGUAGUCAAACCGUGUGUCAUGACUAUACUAAAGGUUUCAGACUUUGCUGAGAGCAUUAUUUUAAGGCUACCCAAACUUUCGACUGGGGUGACCUUCCUCGAUAUUCUACUUCAUACUAUCAAUGAUGCAAUUGUUCUCUACAAAAGUGAUCAAAGUACCAGCUCAUGCUCUCAGAGUUUCUACCGCGAAUCUCAAGUGUACAGAGCAAGCAUAUCUGAAUUCAAAAUUCAGCGAAGUGAAGAUUUGGAUUCCGAAGAUUACGAAACCGCCCGAAGCGAGUCGUCAUUUGUCACGUGUGUGUCUUUGUCUAUUAGUACGGAAUCCGAAGAUGAUUUUGAGACUUUGAGAUCGACGAGUUGCGAUACUCUAUACGACGGAAUCUUUUGCUGUGAGCAAGUUGGUCUUCAAAUGCAAGAAAGUAAAUUUCCUUCACCUUCGAUCGUCUCCAGUAAUAGAAGGUGGAACAAAGAUGCAGAAAAUAUAUUCAAAAUAUAUGCGAAAACAUGCACUGGCAACUAAAAUUAACAUGGUUAACUGACAAUUCUAGUUUCAAAAAGGCCCCGAGCACUGUACAUCAAAUAGUCAAUUUAAUUGCUUAGAUGAACACUUGAGUGAAAUUUCAAUUUUUGCAUUCACAGUUAUCCUUGAAACCUAAUAGCGUGUCAUAUCUCACGAUGUGAUGUCACUUGGCAAUUUCACACGCGAUCAUUUGCGGACUACAAAACAUUUGCUGCUUUGCGAACGUUUCGCUACGUUUUUUUAACCCAGAAUUUAUGACACCGAAAUAGUUUAAUUUUCGAAUCGACGGUCGAUAUUGUCAGUUAAUUAUUGCAGUCAAAGAUAACAAAGGGCAAAUUAUUUUUAUUGAUUAGAUAUUUUAUAAUUAUACAUAAACUGUAAAUUUUGUAAAUUUGUGAGAAUUGCAUGUAGCUAUUGGUUCAUUUUAAAGAAAAUUAGAAUUGUACAAUGUCCAACAACAAACAAUAGUGUAAAUAAUAGCAACUGUCACAAAAUAUAUAUUGCUGUCCACUCUCCGCUCAA